UGCUUACUGGACUGUUUCCAAAGUGGCUCCUGUAUUUAGGGGAGGGGCUGAGAUGCUCAGCGCAGCAGAAGAGAUGAAGUAGUUAAACAAGAUUACUAGCGAGGGGCCUGGAACCUCGGAUGUGGGUAUAUAAGAGGGCGCUGGAGGCGCUGAGCUACUGCUGCCUCUGCUGUGAGCCUGGAAUGGGUCUGGGUCUCUUGAGCUGAGUUCCUCCCUAGCCAGAGACAGGGAGAGGAGAAAAAGAGGGUCGCCGGAGUUCUGGCAAAGGUUCCUGUUUCACUUCUAGGACAGACAGAGGAACCCCUAACUUGUGUUUUCUCUCCCCGAGCCCUCAGCAGGGUCAGUGCGGUGCGCUUUAGCCCAGCCCACCCGCGCGAGGCACCCCAGCACCCUGCAGCAGGUCGCUUCCAAGGCAAUGCGCUUCCAAGCAGCUGGGCUUGGACUGCGAGAGUAAGGACACCCAGCAGAGAGCCGGGGAGACUGAGGGGUUAGAGCUUCCAACAGCGCAGGGGACAGAGGACGCCUCCCCGCAACACCACACCUGCUGCUACUGUUGCCACGGCGCGGAGAUGCACCCAGCUGUCUCGCUGCUGCUGAGCACAGCGCUGCUCUGUGACCACGGAGCCUUCGGUCGGCGAGUGGUUAGCGGACAAAAGGUGUGUUUUACUGACUUCAAGCAACCCUGCUACAAAAUGGCCUACUUCCAUGAACUGUCCAGCCGAGUGAGUUUUCAGGAAGCUCGCCAGGCUUGCGAAAGUGAGGGGGGUACCCUUCUCAGCCUUGAGAAUGAAGCUGAACAGAAGUUAAUAGAAAGCAUGCUGCAAAACUUGACAAAACCAGAAACAGGAAUUUCUGAUGGUGAUUUUUGGAUUGGGCUUUGGCGAAAUGGAGAGGGGCAAACAUCAGGUGCCUGCCCAGAUCUCUAUCAGUGGUCUGAUGGAAGCAGUUCCCAGUAUCGAAACUGGUAUACUGAUGAGCCUUCCUGUGGAAGUGAAAAAUGUGUUGUCAUGUAUCAUCAACCAACAGCCAAUCCAGGCCUUGGAGGUCCCUACCUCUAUCAGUGGAAUGAUGAUAGAUGCAACAUGAAGCACAAUUACAUCUGCAAAUACGAACCAGAGAUUCAUCCAACAGUUCCUGUAGAAAAGACUUAUUUUACAAAUCAACCAGGAGACACUGAUCAAAAUGUGGUUGUUACUGAAGCAGGCAUAAUUCCCAAUCUAAUUUAUGUUGUUAUACCAACAAUUCCACUGCUCUUACUGAUACUGGUUGCCUUUGGAACCUGCUGUUUCCAGAUGGUACAUAAAAGGAAAGCAAGGAGAAACUUCAUCAAAGACUCAACUCCAUUAUCAUCUGAAUGCCUUGCAGAAAGUUUAAAUUCCAAUCUGUAAAGGAAGAACUAAAACUAGCCCAAACCAGUCUACACUGUGGAUUUCAAAAAGCACCAGAAAAGAAAGUGGUAUGGAAGUAUAACAAUUUAUUAACAUGACUCGUGGAAAUGAGUUUUAUAAUUCUGGAUUUGUAUGAAGAAUAGCAUCAGAACAGUAGCUUGGAAUGGCUUAAAAAAUCUCAAAGGAUCUGCAAGAUGAACUGUAAGCUCCCCCUUGAGGCAAAUAUUAAAAUAAUUUUAUAUGUUUAGUUCACUUACAAAAAAAAAAAAGGCUGUGCUAAUAUUGGAGUGAGACAUGCUUAUUUUGCUAAAGGAAGCACCCAAACUUCAAGUAAAUGGAAUAAAGAUAAAAGAUAAAAUUGUAAACACAUUAAAUGUCUGUGUGUUGGAAGCAGUUAUUUGUGUUUCCUUCACCUUUCGUGAGCUGUAAUCUAGUUAAUGUAUUGUAAACAUAUUGAAAUUUACAUGUGUAAAAAUAUUUUACCUUUACACAGGUGUUUGAUAAAAAUUAAUUCUUUGAAUAUUUAUUUUUAUGGUGUUUCAUUUUUAAUACAUGUUCUGAUUAAAGGAAUUUAUCAUGGUGUCAACUGAAUUUACACACACAAAUAUAUUACCAUACAUUUCUUUUCUAGAAAAGGUUCAUUGUCUUUCAGCUUGUCUGCUUCAGAUAAAAGUUUAAGAAACUUCUUCAGAAAUAAGGAUCUAGAUCAUUAACUUUGGUAUAAAUCUACUAUUUUACUUAGAGGCAAGGCUUAUCUAAUUUUGACUGUGUAAGACAUGUGCCUUACAAUUACUUUUAGUUUACAAUCUACCACAUUUGGUAGUAAGUUUUUAAAUAGCUGUAUAAACAAUAGUAAACUAAAUCUAGUACAAAAGAAGUGGUAUACAUGGUAUAAAUCAUGUCUUCACAUGUUGCCUAGUCACAAGCACCUCUCUGAGAGUUUUCCUAUCCAUUUGGUUACUCUCUUGACCACAAAAUCAAGAAGGUUAUUUGGGGUAUUCUUGAUUAACUGGGCAAGACAGGUACAGAACAUCCUUAAAGUUUUGCCAAGCUUUGUAUAAGCUGUCAGAAUUUAAAAGGAUCUAAAGUUGGUACAAAGUGAGUGGGCACCACUAACAAGGAGGUAAACAUCACCCGGACAUUACUGUAAAAAAGAAAAGUCAUGAAAUUUGUGUGAGAAUAAGUAGGAAAGUAUCAGUGAUCAUGUUCAUUGCUGAGUGUUUGUCUAGGAGGGUAAAUGGGGUAAUCUUAUCCAUCUUACCUUUUCCUAGUUUCUUUAAUACUCAAGGUUUUGUGUUUUGAAGCAAGUGUUGUAGCUAUCUGGUCUACAAAUAUUACUAUUCUCCUUUUAACUAAAUAAAAAAUUCUUGUUUCUGAGGAA
Molecule: messenger RNA, 2769 nt
Organism: Erinaceus europaeus (western European hedgehog)
Lineage: Eukaryota; Metazoa; Chordata; Mammalia; Eulipotyphla; Erinaceidae
Gene: CHODL
Product: chondrolectin
Exons: 8
Coding region: 570-1388 (272 amino acids)
Biological process (GO): positive regulation of axonogenesis
Cellular component (GO): cytoplasm
Source: RefSeq, a predicted model, not a curated record